Molecule: messenger RNA, 648 nt
Organism: Aureobasidium musti
Lineage: Eukaryota; Fungi; Ascomycota; Dothideomycetes; Dothideales; Saccotheciaceae
Source: the annotation of a GenBank genome assembly
AUGAAGUACGUCCGCUCCAUGGAAGAGCUUGACCAAGUCAAGCACGCUCUCGACAUUUCCGAGAUUGUCAUCGACCCUGACCUUGACAGAUCCAAGAAAAAGGGAAAGUCGAAGCAAAAGGCAAAGGCAAAGGAGAAGAUCUCCGGCGCCACCAACGACCAGACCAGUGCAGAGGCCCAGACCAAGUACACAAAGCCCCUCGUACUCAAGGCCAAAGAGUUCUUCAGGAUCUUGUAUCAUGCUGUCGAGGAUGGCCAGGACACCACCUACCUUGAGAAAAAGUAUUUCAGAUUUCCCCUCGACGCCGAAGAUGAGAUGUUUAUCAACAAGGAAGAUUACGAGUUGAUGAAGGAGUGGUCAGUCAAGUACAAAUUCGACGCCGCCACCAGACGCGUCCACGAGGUCGUGGGUGCUCAGACCAGAAAGAACAUCAACAAGGAGUACCACCUUCAAGUGGUGAAUCAUAUCUUCCAGGAUCUCUCGACUAUGCGCGACAAUAUUCGUGAAGACGUGGAGGACGGUGACCUCCUCAGAUACUACGAGAGUCUCUUCGUCGGCCUCUCGAUCCUGGUUUUGGAGCUUGCCAGAAGCGACCUCUCCUCGAAGACUGAUGAUGCUGAAUUGGAAUACGGUCUUGAGGUCGACUGA